Hyalella azteca is the source of this 683-nucleotide messenger RNA. RefSeq names its product neutral alpha-glucosidase AB-like. NCBI's taxonomy places the organism in Eukaryota, Metazoa, Arthropoda, Malacostraca, Amphipoda, Hyalellidae. Gene Ontology annotation, molecular function: alpha-glucosidase activity. The transcript is spliced from 5 exons. The annotation marks the transcript as partial. The record is from RefSeq and is a predicted model, not a curated record. Gene Ontology annotation, biological process: N-glycan processing.
GAGCCCCACCAAUGCGCCCCAUGUGGGUCGAGUUCCCAGGGGAUGAGCAGACGUUUGACUUGGACAUGCAGUACAUGGUCGGAAACAGCCACCUCGUGGCGCCUGUUGGGGAUUCAGGAGCGACGGUAUUGUCGGUGUAUUUCCCUGCCGGCAUUUGGUAUGACGUCGUGGAUAAUUCGGCUGUGCAAGGCCCCGGCACCGCCUCCGUCAACGUGCCGCCUGAGAAGAUCCCCGUAUUCCAACGGGAAGGCAGCAUCGUGCCCCGGAAGGAGCGUGUACGACGCUCGUCAGCGCUCAUGCGAGAUGACCCCUACACGCUCAUCGUCGCGCUUGAUAAGGACGGCAACGCAGCUGGCGACCUCUACAUUGAUGACGAACACACCACGGGAUAUAAGAACAAUGAGUAUCUGUACAUACAGCUGAAGUUCAGCAAGAAUGAGCUGAGCAGCUCAGUGGUGGAGCCUCAAUCGCCCACCUACUCCACCAAGAGCUGGCUGGAGAGGGUUGUCGUGCUGGGCCUUGCUACGCCACCUACUAAAGUUACUCUAACGCUGAAAGGUGGUAAGGUCGUGUCCCUGGAAGGCUCGUACAGUGCAGCGCGGGACGGAGUGGCUAGUCGGCUCAUCAUCCGCAAGCCUGACAUCAACAUCGCUCAGACAUACACUAUUGCCCUGCACUAUUAA